AUGGCCCAUGAAUCUGCAGCCGCACUCGCUGCACAGCUGCUUCGUCUUGACGAUUACGAGCUCCUGUACACCAUCGGCGAGGGCCGCCACGGCAAGGUGAAGUUGGGCCGACACCUUCCGACCGGGACCCAGGUGGCCAUCAAAAUCAUCCAGAGGCCGGGCGUCGACAGAGAUCCGAGACGUGGUCUGCAGGAAGUCCGCUGCAUGCUGGGCUUGCGUCACCCAAACAUCGUGCAAUUAUUCGAGGUGAUCGACACCGACAAAUCGUCAUUCCUUAUAAUGGAACAUGCGAGUAGAGGGGACUUGGGGGGUUACCUGGCGACCCAUGGUCGCAUGGAAGAAAGUGCGGCCCGACGCACCUUCCGGCAACUUGUGUCCGCGGUACAUUAUUGCCACGAAAAGGGGAUAAUCCACAGGGACGUGAAGCCACAGAACGUGCUCUUAGACUGUAACAUGGACGCCAGACUUGCAGACUUUUCAAUGAGUACACCAUUCAAUGGCAGCAAGCUGAGCACGUUUUGUGGCACCCCCCUGUACACAGCCCCAGAACUCUUCCAGCGAAAAGGGUACGACGGUCCUCCAGUGGACAUCUGGAGUCUGGGGGUGGUGCUGUACCACAUGGUCACUGGCACCACCCCUUUUAAGGGAAAGUACUAUAUGGAGCUGGUGACGCACAUAAUGAGUGGGAUCUAUACUGUACCACCGUACAUAACAGUCGAGCUGCAACGCCUCCUCGGCAAAUUAAUCACCAGGAACCCCGCGGACAGAAGUUCUCUAACGGAAAUCCUGCCAGACCUGUGGCUAAACAGCGGCUACCUGGAGGAGCUCAGGCCUUUCGCUGAGCCGGACAGCGACGACCUGGACCCCCGUGUGGAACAGCAGAUGCUCGACAUGGGCUUCGAGCGGGAGGAGAUUCAGAACGCGUUAGCACAGAAUACGUACGAUAACAUCAUGGCGACGUAUCUGAUGCUAACUGCAGAGAAGUCCAGGGAACCGAACCGCACCAGCGUGUUAAGGCCCUUCAAAUUGAUUGAGCCUAAGGACUUUCUUCGCUCCGCAGAUACGGAGGCCGAGACACAGCCGCGGCCAAAGGACGUGGAGCCAGGGCAGGGGACCGAGGAUGCCGCAGGACCUUCAGGCAGCCCGAGGUCCAGGAAGGCCACACCCGGACCCAGCCCCAAGUCCAGGAAGGCCGGUCUCCAACCCAGCGCCAAGGGGAAGAAGGUCACGCCGCGACACAGGCCGCAGCUGAAGACCGCCUUUCCCAGACCCAGUCCGAAGUUGAGAAGAGCCACUGCCCGAGCCAGCCCAAAGUCCACAAGUGCCACUCCCAGAACCAGCCUGAAGUCCAGGACCGCUGCCCAACCACCGGACUCGGACUCGGACUCGGACUUGGACUCGAGGCCCACCACUCCUCCACCGACGGCGGAGUCAGGGGUGAGUCCCACCCCUCCCCCACCAACGGCGGAGGACUCAAGGCCCACCCGUGCCCCACCAACGGCGGAGGACUCCAGGCCCACCCGUGCCCCACCAACGGCGGAGUCAGGACCGAGGCCCACCCGUCCCCCACCAACGGUGGAGUCAGGGGUGAGUCCCACCCCUCCCCCACCAACGGCGGAGGACUCGAGGCCCACCCCUCCCCCACCAACGGCGGAGUCAGGGGACGGAGGACUCGAGGCCCACCAGUGCCCCACCAACGGUGGAGUCAGGACCGUGGCCCACCCGUGCCCCACCAACGGCGGAGUCAGGACCGAGGCCCACCCGUCCCCCACCAACGGCGGAGUCAGGGGACUCGGACUCGAGGCCCACCCCUCCCCCACCAACGGCGGAGGACUCGAGGCCCACCAGUGCCCCACCAACGGUGGAGUCAGGACCGUGGCCCACCCGUGCCCCACCAACGGCGGAGUCAGGACGGAGGCCCACCCGUCCCCCACCAACGGCGGAGUCAGGGGUGAGUCCCACCCUUCCCCACCAGUGCCGGACUCGGACUCGAGGCCCACCCCUCCCCCACCAACGGCAGAGUCAGGGGUAAGUCCCAUCCCUCCCUCACCAAUGCAGGACUCGGACUCGAGGCUUACCCCUCCCCCACCAACUGCGGAGGAGAUGAGGACCAGCACUCCUACACUCAAAGGGGAUCCGAAGUAUGCCACCCCUAGACCAGCCCCCCAGUAUGGCCCUGGGGACUCUUCCUCCACCCAUAAUACCAGCAGCACCAGGAGCAGUAGCAGCAGCUGUGGAAGCGCAGAAGGAAAAAGCCAGGGCCGGCGGGGACUGGCUAGAAGGUGCUUCCAUUUUCUAAGGAAGCUUUGUUGCCUCCCACUGAAGGAGGGGUACUACAAAAACAAUCAGAUAAAGCCCAUUUAA
Rhinolophus ferrumequinum (greater horseshoe bat) is the source of this 2364-nucleotide messenger RNA. Its product is annotated as serine/threonine-protein kinase MARK2-like. Gene Ontology annotation, cellular component: cytoplasm. Gene Ontology annotation, biological process: protein phosphorylation; intracellular signal transduction; microtubule cytoskeleton organization. NCBI's taxonomy places the organism in Eukaryota, Metazoa, Chordata, Mammalia, Chiroptera, Rhinolophidae. Gene Ontology annotation, molecular function: tau-protein kinase activity; ATP binding; protein serine/threonine kinase activity. The record is from RefSeq and is a predicted model, not a curated record. The coding region runs from base 1 to 2364 and encodes 787 amino acids. The transcript is spliced from 3 exons.